GUGAACAACGUGACGCCGAGCCGAGCAUUUCGUCGCGUGCAUUCACCUUCUUGCAUUCGUCCUGCUCAGCUCAUCUUAACUGUGCUCCCGUUGUGAAAGUUUCGACACAAAACGAACACUGUCAAACGAAGUCAGAGUGCGACAAGACUGUGCCAAUACAGGAAAUCACCGGCUCCGCAAAUAGAAAGAGGCUAUUUGGCGGUCACUGCUAGAUCUUAGUAGGAAACGACACUCACCAGGCCCAAAGGAGAAUCGCUGAAUUGAUGCUACUGUAAUAAGAGGAGGAACUGAGAGAAAAACGAUGGAGAUUCUUGGAGUGAAAUUCGCUCCGUUAAACGUUCCAUUAAAUCGAAGAUUAGAAACGCUCUCAGCCGCGCUUUGGAUCCUAAUUUUCGCAUUUGGAAAUUUCGCGGGAUAUAUUCUCACCGCCUAUUUUCUUUUCUUUACCCAAACCAUGCGCUACUUCAUAUUGCUUUACUUCAUCUGGAUGUAUUACGAUUGGAACAAGUUCGAUGUAGGCAAAAUACGGCGAAAAGUCCUGCAGUGGAUGAGAAGCUGCGCGUGGAGCCGACACUUCUGUAACUACUUUCCUAUAAAAUUAGUGAAAACCACUGACUUGGAUCCGAACAAGUUGUAUUUAUUCUGUAGUUUUCCGCAUGGGGUCCUAUCGUCAGGAGUUUAUGGCGCAUUCGGAACAGAUAUCAUCGGCUGUAGAGAACUUUUCCCGGGUAUCGAAUUUAGAGUCGUCGUACUGAACCAACACUUUAAAGCGCCGCUUUUCCGCGAGUAUUGUCGCGUCAACUGCGCUCUUGGAAGCAGUUCAGAAAUCUUGACACAGCAACUAUCAACGAGACCUCCGCCACCAUACACCGGAAAGGCGACAGUUCUGAUCGUCGGUGGAGCGGCAGAAGCAUUCGAAUGUAAGCCGGGCACUUAUCGCAUCCUAAUAAAAAGGAGGAAAGGCUUCGUAAAGCUCGCGCUGAAAAAUGGAAACCCUCUGGUUCCUGUCUGUUCAUUCGGAGAAACCGACGUAUACGAUCAAUUGACCUGGCCAGAUGGCUCAUACAUGAAGAGACUACAGGAGUACAUUCGUAAGAAAAUCGGUAUAGCGCCGAUUCUACUGGUUGGUCGAGGAUUCUUCCAGUACACUUUCGGUCUUAUCCCUCGACGGAAGCCAAUUACUGUCGUUGUCGGCAGUCCGAUGGAGUUACCAAAGAUAGAAGAACCAACGAGAGAACAAGUCGAGGAAUAUCACGAGAAAUUCGUCAAGCACCUGGUGAACUUUUUCGAGAACGAGAAACACAAGUACAUCGAAAACGCGGAUUCGGUGCAUCUUGAGUUCGUAUAGUCAUAUCGCGAAAUAAUCAUCAUUUACAACGGACCCGCGCAGUGAAGGACCAAGAAAUUGCUCAAUUAUAAACGUACAACGUGUAUUUAUGUAUUAAAUAAGUUUUAAGAUGUGAAAUAGUUGAGCAGAAAAUGGACAAUUGUUAGGCGAUGUAGUCAAUUCGAUAAUUACGUGUCUUAAGAACUCUGCAUAGAAAAGAACCAAUAGAAUUAUGGUAUUAUGAAUAAGGACCGAAGAGCUAUACAGUAUGUCCAGUUUAAAUGUACGCACGUUACCAUACCUUCAGUUGUUAGAAAUACGAAUAAUCUUUUGUAUGAAGGUUUUAUUGUCGAAGAAAACUGUCCAAAUUUUGUUUAAUCUAUUUCUUUGAAUCCAUCGUUUAAUUCAUCAUCGAAUGAAAUAACUUUUAUACGAAGAGUACGUUUGCAUUUUUAAUAGUUGAAGAAACAAUAGCAUUCAGAUGUAUGUAUUUAAACUGAACAUAUUCCAUAAACAAUUAUACUUUUUCCAUAUGUAAUUAUACUUUUACAUGGAAACAUAUAUAUUUCGUGAGAUGUUGUUGUUAAGAAUUUUUAGGAUCGCAGCAAUGCCGAAGCAGAAUAUUGUAGAUAUUACAUUUGUAUGCAACAUAAAUUGAUGUACUUGUCACGCAUUCUUCCACCCUGUUAAGGUUUUAAGUUCGAAUCAGAAGAUAUUAAAUACGUUCUUAGCGAGCACUUCUCUUCGAUGAUUGCUUGUACGAAGGCAGGGAUUUUAAGAAUCAUUGAUACUACAAUAAUUGUACAUAUGCAUAAAGCAGAUAACAGAGAAUGUAAAUUAGAAUAGUUGCUAUCUACUCUGUGCAUGUGAUUUGGUGACAAACCUGUAGUGUCUACUUUUUUGUAAUAUUCAUAGAAUCUUACGUGACUUCUAAAACGCCCUAUUUCUUUGGGCUUCUCGGAAGAUAUACAUAAAUGCAAUAGAAAAAUGCGUUUGCACGAGGUGACAAAUAAUCACACACGUAGCAUGUAAGCCUCGUAAUUGUCAGUAAGCAAAAAAUGACUGCGAUCUUUCGCAGUAUGGCUGAUAAACAUAUGUACAAACAUAUUUGUUGAUAAAAUGAAAUGGACCAUUUCUUGUAUAUAUAGCAACCUUUGUUACAAACAAAACUGAGUCUUUUAUACAAAACACUUGUUGUUAGAAAUUGUUAAAAAGAUUCAUACAAGUUGUUAUGCACUACAAUGCGAUAUAGUAUGUGCACGUCCUUGAUUCAGUGGUUAAAUUAAUUGAAGUUGUCGCGUUGAUAAUACAGUAAAUACGAAUAAUUAA
Bombus impatiens (common eastern bumble bee) is the source of this 2656-nucleotide messenger RNA. RefSeq names its product 2-acylglycerol O-acyltransferase 1. The coding region runs from base 302 to 1348 and encodes 348 amino acids. Gene Ontology annotation, cellular component: endoplasmic reticulum membrane. Gene Ontology annotation, molecular function: diacylglycerol O-acyltransferase activity. The transcript has 6 exons. Gene Ontology annotation, biological process: triglyceride biosynthetic process. NCBI's taxonomy places the organism in Eukaryota, Metazoa, Arthropoda, Insecta, Hymenoptera, Apidae. The record is from RefSeq and is a predicted model, not a curated record.